This is a messenger RNA of Prunus armeniaca (apricot), 687 nucleotides long. Lineage: Eukaryota; Viridiplantae; Streptophyta; Magnoliopsida; Rosales; Rosaceae. The record is from the annotation of a GenBank genome assembly.
AUGUCGAUAUGCCUAUUAGGCUUUUGUGCUUUGGAGAGGGUUGGUGGCUGGGGUUGGUGGUUGCAUAUUGCACCAGCUUGCCCUCUUAAUACACGCAUAUUUGCUAAAAGCCUUCUGAUUAGAUGGCUUCAGAAUCAUGUUGGUUUUAUUGAGGAGAACGGUCUCGUACAUGGUGUUCAACAUGGUGAACGGGCCUGGCCAAGGCUUGCUCCAGGCAGGCUGUUAGGAAUGGGACUUGUCUUCCUCAAGUUUUUUUUAUCUUUUGGAAGAGGUGACAAAUGGCGAGAUCAGCACUUGGGAGCUCAUCGUCUGCCAAACGACAAGGUGAUCUUGGCAGAGGUUGUUGAGCCUUUUUACCGUUGUGCGCUAUCGGACGUUAUAGGUCACUCUCUGGCUUUCCUUGGCCCUGGUGGAGCCCUCUUUUCAACGGGUUGUACCGUUAGAACGUUUCGAGAGGUGAUGCUCGUGGCCAAGAACCAACAUACGAGGAUCAUUGAGCUUGAUGUUAAUUUUGAUCGGCUUUUCCUAACGAGCCCUCAUCAUAUGCCGAAAUUCAGAGUUAACAGGUUCGGCAGUUGCCAAGCCCUUGCCCUUAGAGCAUUGGUUAAGGGUGUACACGCUUUGGAGGGAGUGUUCUUGCUGAACCUACAUGGUCUGCUCAAGGCCUUGCUCAAGAUGGCAGAAUAG